This is a messenger RNA of Cloeon dipterum, 1836 nucleotides long. RefSeq lists its product as uncharacterized. Lineage: Eukaryota; Metazoa; Arthropoda; Insecta; Ephemeroptera; Baetidae. The record is from RefSeq and is a predicted model, not a curated record. The coding region runs from base 1 to 1836 and encodes 611 amino acids. Gene Ontology annotation, molecular function: cysteine-type endopeptidase activity. The transcript has 6 exons. Gene Ontology annotation, biological process: proteolysis.
AUGAUUCAGCCGUGUCGGGGGUCAUUGGUUGAUUCUAUGUUCGACGAAAAGAAAAAAAACAAAAGAUAUGAAAACAGGAGAUCAUGCAGAAUCACCACUCGCCCAGGAACGCACAACUAUAUCGUGUUCUAUUCGACAGUUGAAACGACAAUGGCAAACACUGAAGAAAAUGGUUCCUGGUUUGUCCGAAAUAUCUGCACGUGUCUGAACUAUGCUGAUGAUGAGUCCUUGUUGAAAUUCUUCACCAUUGUUCAGAAUCGAAUGCAUCAAGCGUCACGCAUUUUCACAACCUUUGAAAAAAACACUCCACUGGGGCAGACACCAGAGCUCAAAAUGUUUACACAGGACAGAAAAUUCAUAAUCUCAAAGCUGAAAAUACCAGCAAGAGCUAUUUCAAUCACUGAUGGGUAUGGUGAAGUGAGCAAAGUCAGAAAUGAACGAUUUUCUGAAUAUUUCUCCUGGAAAUCGGAUGAAGGACGAGAUAUCAGGGGUCGCAGAGGUUUCAUUUUAUCCGCGGUCAAAAGCACACAAGUGCAAGACGUGAAAAGAGCUCUUCGUAUGCUAGACUUCGAAAUUACAGACUGGAAACUGAGUCGACCAUCCAUGGAUAUAUAUUUUAACAUGGUGUCCAAGUUGGAACCAGACGUGGGCUGCAUUAUGACCUGCAUAUUUGGCCCUGUGUGUAAAAACAAACACAAAGAGGUUUGCGUGCGCGUGGAAAACGGGCAAGAGAUUCCAAUCUCGAACAUCCUACACAGUUUGGUCGGCCCAAAAAACGAUAAAUUGAUCGAGAAGCCGAAAAUUCUGUUCGUUGUCAACAUGGAAGCACUACAAACAGACAGUUUCUCUGCUGUGGACAUAGAAGAUUUACAAGUCUCUGCUACAAACCACAGUGGUUGGCUUGUCUUGAUUUUAAAACACGAAGAUGCAUUAAAGGAGCUGAUUGAAAUCUUUGAAAACAUCGGCGAGAAUAGCCUGCAAGAACUUCUAGAGCCUCUGCUAACUCGUGAGUCCAAAAGAGAGGAUGUGGUUCUUCUGAAUUCAACUAUGCAGUAUCUCAUCAAAUUUCCUAAUUGGAUAAGAGCAUUUGUCAAACCAGAUUUCAAGUUCAAAAAGACACAAAACCAACGAGGCCAAAUGGAUAAUUCUGAAAAUUCAACGAGAAAUCCUCUUGCGGAGAAGAUCAAUUUUGAUGCAUUAUUGAAAAUGGCCAAUAGAAUGUUUGAGGAAAACAAAAAUUCGAUUGAGAGCCAUAUUUGGAGUCCACAUGUUUCAAGCGAUAUUGAAUCUUCGAAAGAGUUGGAUCUCGUCAGAGACUCAGCAGCGAGAGAUAGAACUGACACGAGCAUUCUUUGGCUGUUUAAUUCAGUUGCUGGUGCAGGCAAAUCGACCGUUCUCAAAGAAAUGAGGCACCAACUCACCAAUCACGAUGGAGGGUUUAAAAUACUGCUGAUUCCUCUGAAAGAAAAUGAAUGGUACUUGCUUGAAAUGCCUGCAUUGAAAGUGGAUGAAAUCGAAUUCCUCGCAAAGACAACUUGCAAUUCUCAUGACGACAUCAACAACUGGAUUAAGAAGAGAGAAGUCAUUGUUUUCCUCGACGGAUUUGAUGAAGUGUGCCCAAAUUUCAGAGAAGAAAUGAUCAACAUUUUGAUUGCAUUAAAUAAUGCAAGAGUCCCACUCUUCAUCGGGACCAGGCCUCACGAAGUGCACCACAUUCAAGAGAGGAUAGAAAACUCGAUGGCAGUUGAGAUCGAACCACUGGAUGAAGAAAAGCAAAAUGAGUUGAAGCAGAUCGUUGCCGGGGGCGGAUUAAGGCAACGCACGAGAAAUGAUUAA